GGAAAUUUUGGUGAGGUUUUUAGAGGAACGCUGCGAGAUAAAACCCUGGUGGCCGUGAAAACUUGUAAGGAAGAUCUACCACAAGACCUCAAGAUAAAGUUCCUCUCAGAAGCCAGGAUCCUGAAGCAGUAUGAUCACCCCAACAUUGUGAAGUUAAUAGGCGUCUGUACCCAACGGCAGCCCAUUUACAUAGUAAUGGAGCUCGUACCAGGCGGGGACUUUUUAUCAUUCUUAAGAAAGAAAAAAGAGGACCUCAAGACAAAGCAACUGGUAAAGUUUGCAUUAGACGCUGCUGCCGGAAUGGCAUACCUGGAGCUAAAGAACUGUAUACACAGGUGAGAA
Molecule: messenger RNA, 342 nt
Organism: Sinocyclocheilus grahami
Lineage: Eukaryota; Metazoa; Chordata; Actinopteri; Cypriniformes; Cyprinidae
Product: tyrosine-protein kinase Fer-like
Exons: 3
Biological process (GO): protein phosphorylation
Molecular function (GO): ATP binding; protein kinase activity
Source: RefSeq, a predicted model, not a curated record